UUUUGUUCCUUUUCUUCUUCACUGUAUUAGCGCAAAUUCUUCUGUUUACAGACUCACACCUCGCCGCCAACGCAACGGUCGUUCUGUUUGCACACCACCGUGAGUAAGCAAGUCUGAGAGAGAAGGGGUGGUUAUGGUUUCUGUGGGUUCAAAAGCAUUGCCUUCAACGGGAUUCCACAGUCGACGCAAGAGUAAGAAGCCCAAAACAGGUCCCACGUCUUCUGAUGCUACUUCCUUCGACAACAGAAAUACUCACAGGAGAAACACCUUCAGUUCUCCACCUCAACAACAACAACAACAAUACCGUUCUCAUAUUAGGAAACAAGUUGACCCCGAAACAACUAAAUACUUAUCAGAAAUCGCUAAUCUUUUCGAAAGCGAAGGUGUUGAAUUGGAGGAACGAUCACUUAUAUGUGCUAAUGCCCUAGAAGAAACUAAGGGAAAAGAAUUUGAAAUUGCAACUGAUUAUAUUCUCAGUCACACUUUGGAAACCAUUCUACAGGGAUGUGAUGUUGAUAACCUAUGUGCUUUCUUUCAGAGCAGUGCCGAUCAGUUUCCCUUUAUUGCUAUGGAUAGAUCCGGUUCUCAUGUUGCACAGACUGCCCUCAACUGUCUCGCUGAUCAUCUUCAGUAUGACGACGGCCGCCCUCUCGUCGAGGAGGCUUUAACCGUCAUAUGCAAGGUGAUUGCAGCCAAUUCUGUUGAUGUAAUGUGCAACUGCUACGGCUCCCAUGUGCUUCGGACUCUUCUUUGUCUUUGUAAAGGAGUACCAUUAGAUAAGUCUGGAUUCUAUUUGUCAAAAUCCACAACGGCACUAGCUCAACGCAUGAAUUCCAAAGACUUUUCUUCAAAGAACGAUUGUGCCACAAAUUUCCAGUCUGGGUUCCCAGAUUUGUUGAAUUUACUUGUGUCAGAGAUGUUAAAGCAUGCUAGUAAAUGCAUCAAGUCCCUACAAGUCGACCAAUUUAGCAGUUUGGUUUUUCAGACAACUCUAAGGGUGAUAGCAGGCAAUGAUGAACUGUUGUUAGAUGUCAUUCCUAUCCUUCUUGGGUGCAAGAAUAAGAACAAUGCAGAGGGGAACUUUAUUGAGAAUAAAGUAGUGCCGGAGCUCAGGAAUUUGUUAAAAGACGCCGGCUUUAGCCAUCUCAUGGAGGUUGUUUUGGAAGUGUCUCCCGCGGCCUUGUUCAAGGAACUGUUCACAAAAGUAUUCAGGAAUUCCUUGCUUGACUUAUCAUCUCAUCAACUUGGGAACUUUGUUGUUCAAGCAUUGAUUUCCCAUGCAAGCGAUCAAGAUUUGAUGGAACUGAUCUGGGAUGAACUUGGUCCAAACAUGGAGGGUCUUUUCCAAAUGGGAAGGUCAGGAGUGGUUGCUUCACUUAUUGCCGCUUGCGAAAAACUUCAUAUUAAUGAACACAAGUGCUGUGAAGCCCUUGCUAAAACACUGUGUUUAGAAGACGAGUCUUCAAAAUGGAUUGUUCCACGACUACUAUAUCUUGAUAGCUAUUUCACUUGUGAAGAUAAAUCCAAUUGGAACUGGCAAAGUGGUGCUAGAAUGCAUGUCAUGGGGUCUCUGAUCCUGCAGACAAUAUUCCGGUUUAAUAGUGAAUAUAUAAAACCUUUUAUCACCAGUAUAACAUUGAUGGACACAAAUCAUGUGCUUGAAGCGGUGAGAGAUUCAAGAGGAUCGCAUGUUAUUGAGGCUUUUCUGAUUUCAGGCGCUCCUGGGAAACAGAAGCGCAGAUUGGUUACAAAACUACAAGGGCAUUUUGGAGAGGUUGCACUCAACUCAUCAGGUGUUUUUACCAUUGAUAAGUGCUUCACUGCCUGUAAUCUGUCGCUGAGAGAGACUAUAGUGUCUGAAAUAUUGGCCGUGCGGAAUGAACUUUCAAAGACAAAGCAGGGCAUUUACCUAUUGAGGAAAUUAGAUGUUGAUGGAUUUGCUGCAAGUCCUGAUCAUUGGAGGUUAAAGCAAACAUCCAAAGAAUCUACUUAUAAAGAAUUUUAUGCUACGUUUGGCUCGAGCGAUACAAGGUCAACCAAAAAUGAUGGCUUUCUUGCUGACACUUCAAAUAAUAAUAAAUCAAAUCCAAAUAAUGUGAAGGAAAUGAGAAAAGAAAUUGACCAAUCCCUUGGUUCAUCAUUUCUGAGCUCAGAUGGCUUUAACAAAAACCAAAACAAAACAAAGCAGAAACACAAGAAAAAUGUUGAGAUUAGUGGAAAUGAAGAUAACUCUAGUAGGAAAAAGAAAAGAUCUAAGAAGGAAAAGGUUGAAAGUGGAUAUGAAGCUGCUACUGAGACUGCAAAGAAACGUGAAAGAAAUCGUGAUGUAUCUGAGACUCCUGGGAAGAAGUUGAAGACUUCAGACUAGUAGAGUGGAACACAAUUUUGUUUAUUGAGUUUUCAGAAGAAUGAUGACUUAAAUCAUGGUUAUUGAUUUUCUCUUUGCUAGUGAUUUUGUAUUAUUAACAACCUGUAGACUGUAGUAAGCGGUUAGUUGUGCAAAUUAUGGAAAAUUUUCUGACUAUUCCAGAUUCUAGAAUACAAAUAUUAUAGAUUCAAUAA
Cicer arietinum (chickpea) is the source of this 2562-nucleotide messenger RNA. RefSeq names its product pumilio homolog 23. Gene Ontology annotation, biological process: ribosomal small subunit export from nucleus; endonucleolytic cleavage in ITS1 to separate SSU-rRNA from 5.8S rRNA and LSU-rRNA from tricistronic rRNA transcript (SSU-rRNA, 5.8S rRNA, LSU-rRNA); endonucleolytic cleavage to generate mature 5'-end of SSU-rRNA from (SSU-rRNA, 5.8S rRNA, LSU-rRNA). The record is from RefSeq and is a predicted model, not a curated record. Lineage: Eukaryota; Viridiplantae; Streptophyta; Magnoliopsida; Fabales; Fabaceae. Gene Ontology annotation, cellular component: nucleolus; preribosome, small subunit precursor; 90S preribosome. Gene Ontology annotation, molecular function: RNA binding.